UUAAUCAUCAAUGUUAAAAAUUUCUUUUUUAAUGUAUGUUUUAUGGCUCUGGAUAUACAUCCUUUUGAACCUGCUUAUUUCCGCUUUCUUCUAGUGUUUCUAAUUUCUCGAUUGGGAGGAGAAAUGUUUGUUAGAAAUGGGUUUUAACAGCCCCAUUGCUAGCAAUAUAUCCUAUCAGGUCGACCUCCACGCGGUUUCCCCUGGAAAUCCUUGUUGUUAAUUUUUGUCGAAUUCUUUACAAUGGGCCAACUGAUCUACUUUUAUCGUCAUCUUUCAUUCGUCACGGGUGCCCCGUCAGCGUAUACCAUUAGCACAGGCGAGGUUACCAUUCCAUUUAUGCACAUCGAUUUCCAUUUUUACCUACUAUUGAACAUAAGCACCUACGGACAAUCUUCUUACGAUUUUACUCCAAUAAAUUAUUAAUUUGAGGUCUAAUUUACAUAAUAUAAAUGGUAACUUUUUAAAGCGUAAUCAUAUUUACUAUUGCUAUGACAACAUAUUUUGUUUACGAGUACUGUCAUACGUGCAAUGCUUGAAUUACAGCAAGAUUGAUUAAGAAUUAUACAUUUGUAUUUGUUACUACGUUUUAAUUUUGAUAAUUAUGUCGAUUCGAAAUCCACGGCUACCUCUUUUACCUGGAUAUGGGUCUAAUCCAUUGAUAGGAAAGAAGAAUUUUGGCGUGCGUCCUAUAUUUACAACUAUCGACAAAGUGAACAUGUUAGUAGAUAAAACCGAGGGUGUGAACAGAGUACCAUCUUUAUAUUGUCGUAAGCAAGCACCCGAGCUUCCAACGUGGAUCAUAUAUGAUAAGCAUAUAUUGCGCUUUCAAGCAUUUUUUCAACAAACUCUUCAUGAAAUGCGAUCUGCCUCUCAUAUAUUACGUAAGGUGGAUAUUUUCUUCUUUCUUGAGGAUGGUACGAUAAAAGUCAUGGAGCCAAAAACUGAAAAUAGUGGUUUAUCUCAAGGAACACUUAUAAGCCGUCAAAGAAUACAUCUACCGUUUAGUUCCGAUUUGUACUACGAUGUUCUGGAUUUGAAUAUUGGACGUGAAGUUACAUUUUUCGGUAAAGUGUUUAAAAUCGUAAACUGCGAUAACUUUUCAAGAGUAUUCUUAAAUCGUCUUGGGAUCAACGUCCCUGAUCCAAUUCCUUGGCCAGAUGCUAUAGAGAGAACACCUGAUUCUGAUCGUGUACCAAAGCAUAGGCCAUUUAGACAGUUUUUGGAUUUUGAUAGACAAGUCUUGAGGUUCUAUGGUUAUUGGGAUGAUAGGGAAUCAGAGUUUGGAGUCGUACAUAAUCUAGAAAUUCAUUACUUUUUAGCAGAUGACACAAUAGAAAUUAAAGAAGUGUAUCCACCGAAUUCAGGUACAGAAGGUGGUCCGAUGUUCCUCAAGAGAAUGCGGCUGCCCAGAAACAUUCCUGCACAGAUUCAAAUGACUGGUGGUCCGCCAACUUCAUCGUACUCUCCUGGAGAUUUAAGUAUCGGGGCAGUGCUUAACGUUUUCGGACGCAAGGUUGUUCUGACAGAUUGUGAUCCCUAUACUAAGGAAUAUUAUCGCAUUACAUAUGGGUUUGAUGCCUUUACCCCUUUGCCAAUUUCACAUAAUGAAGGUACUGAAUGCCUUGGCACUAAUAUGGCUGAGCGACAACUACCACCAUGGAAUGGCUACGGGUCGUAUGACGACUCGGCAGAGAAUUGUCGCACAAUAGAACCUAAAGCACCUCAUAAGGAUUUCAUGAAAUUUCUUCACAAAGAUAGGGUAGGAUUUAAUUCCCAUACGUUACGGUUUGCGGCCCGUCUUAUUAAUGAUAAUCCUGAAGAUGCACGACGAUAUUUUAUAAUAAAAUAUUUUCUUUGUGACGAUACAAUUGGAGUUUUUGAACUUUGCGAACGUAAUUCUGGGUUUAAGGGAGGCAAGUUUUUCCGUCGUGAUAAGAUGUAUCUGCCUGGCGUUGAGUUUUUCGUGCCCAAAGAACCGCCUUCCUAUACUGAUAAAGAUAUGUGGGUUGGUAAUGAGCUGGUGAUCAAUAAACAUCGUUUUAGAUUGGUCGCAGCUGAUGAGUAUGCACUUCGAUAUAUGGAGGUUAAUGAGUAUCCAAUGGCAAAUGUACCGUUGAUUAUGGAUAAAAUUCGACGAACAUUGGUGUCUCAGGAAAAUGGUUAUAAAAAUUUUGUAGCGAAAUAUAUGGAAGCGGUAUUGCCAUAUCAGAAGGAACUAAUGCCUGUAAGAUGUUUCAAGCAAGCACUUAAAGAAAUUAUGUGCGAAAAGAUGACGGAACAUGAAUUUCUGACUAUAAUACGACAUUUUCGUGGUGAUCUUGGUAAAGAAAGAAGUCCUCGGAGGGAAAUGAUUAGGUCUUUGGUAUUUACGGAAUUGACGCGUGGAUUAUGGGAUGACCGAGAACGACUGUGCGAGGGUCUGAAGCAUGCUGAUGAAGCGGGCUGUGGAGUGCUGCCAGUGCAUCGCUUGAGACAAUUGCUGCGUGCUCACCGUCUACCACUUAACGUUGAUCUAAUGGACUGCAUGCUACAAGUGCUACAAAAGGAUGAAAACUGCAAUAUCUUAUGCGAUGAUUUGAUGUCAUUUCUUGAUUUCCAAACACGCCCCGUAUUCAACCUGACUGAAGAUGAUUAUCAGAAGGUAGUUAGGCAUGCGCCACCAGUUAAAGAUACAGAGUGCAAGUUGUGGGCAGAGGCGGAGACCCUGAUUCAUGAGGGUUUCGUCAACUGGAACGCAUUCCUCUGUCAACUGAAUCUGGAGCAUCUCGUGAAGGAUGAAUCAUAGCUGUUCUGUACUCCUUUUCAUUAAAGUGAGCGAAAUAUUGUUCAAAUAGAUGAUGCUAAAAUUAUGGAGUUACCUACAAUGUGUUCACUUUUAUAAUGCUCGUAUUUGAUAUUAAUUAUUUGUAUUUGGAAAUUUUUACAUGUAAAAAUAAUGACGCCGUAAAGGUUUCAAUUUAUAUAUUUUUAGCAAUCACAAUAAAUACAAUUGAAUAAUUUU
Molecule: messenger RNA, 3001 nt
Organism: Galleria mellonella (greater wax moth)
Lineage: Eukaryota; Metazoa; Arthropoda; Insecta; Lepidoptera; Pyralidae
Product: EF-hand domain-containing family member C2-like
Exons: 16
Coding region: 602-2785 (727 amino acids)
Biological process (GO): regulation of neuron projection development
Cellular component (GO): microtubule
Source: RefSeq, a predicted model, not a curated record